Hymenoscyphus albidus is the source of this 1798-nucleotide messenger RNA. NCBI's taxonomy places the organism in Eukaryota, Fungi, Ascomycota, Leotiomycetes, Helotiales, Helotiaceae. The record is from the annotation of a GenBank genome assembly.
AUGCAGUGUGCCUCUCAAUCGUCUUUGACGGUUGAAUCCUACGAUGACACCUCGACUGCGAUCACAAGUGGCGUCGACGAUGCCUCGAAGCCGGGACUAUAUAAACGACGACAUUCCUCAUUCCACCCGCGCAGAAGGAGCUCCGACAAAUUAGAAGCAGACGAGGGUAUCAUCGUGCGUCUCGACCUCUUCCUCUCCGAACUCGAACGAAGAUUGGAUUUCUUGGAAAGCUAUGGAAACUUGAACUUCGACUCGAGUAUCUCGCGGGCGUAUGCGACGCUUCAGGCGGUGCGGGCGAAAUGCUCGCAGGUCUCGGACGAGGUUAUUGGAGCUGGAAGACGGAGGGCGAAGAUAAUGGUUGAAACUGUGGAAUCGAGAUAUCACGAGGCCAUGACGGCGAAAGAGACGCUUAAUGAGAAGGUAUAUGAGGGAAUGGGGUUGUUGGAGAAUAUACUUGCGGAUUUUGAAGCGAAAGCAUAUAAAAUGCGGGAACAGGGCUUUGCUAGCGCGGCCGGUACGUUAAUGGACGAGGGGAAGCGAGUUGUGGAUGGGGGAAUAGUAAGAGCUCGCGGGGUCAUUGAUGAAGCUAUUAAGGCGGCGGAAUCGUUGGAGGAACAUAUUGAGGCUGCUAUUGCUCAUGCGAGAGAGCAUGGCCUUUUGAGAUAUGACCAAUUGCCGGCACCAUGGCAAAAUAAUCAUAGAAUCAGUAAGUCCAAACUCAUGUCGCAUCAUUGAGGGGUAGUGCUAAAUAAUUCAAGUCAACGGAUAUCGAUUCACAUCCUCCAAGCUGGAAUGUGUAAGGUCGAUGUUCAAUAUUUCCAACGAGACCGUCAAUAUCUGGUCCCAUGCUAUUGGACUGUUUAUAGUCUUAGCGAUUGCCUUUUACUUUUAUCCUACUAGCGCCAACUUUUCACUCAGUACAAAUACGGAUGUACUGAUAGCCGCUGUGUUUUUCGUUGCUGCCGCUCAAACACUCUUGUUCUCGGUUUUUUGUAUGCACAAUUUCCCUCCGUCUACUACUACUAAACUGACCACUCUAGGGCACACUUUCAAUAGUGUAGCUGAUCAGUGUCUCAUGGAGAGAUUUGCAUGCGUCGAUUACAUAGGAAUUUCGCUCCUUGUAACAGCAUCAAUCAUCUCUACGGAAUAUUUUGCCUUCUACUGCGAACCUCUAAGCAGGUAUCUGUACAUGGGCCUGACUGCGAUACUUGGAGGCGUCGUGCUCGUCUGUACCACACACCCAACCUUCAACCACCCCAACAUGGCUCUAGUAAGGGUUGCCGCCUUCGUGACGCUCGGUGCAUCAGGCUUCAUACCAGCUGGACAACUGGUAUUCACCCGUGGUGUUGACUGGGUGUGGCAAUUUUAUGCCCCUAUUACGAAGAGCAUCCUGGUCUACCUCUUUGGGGCAUUUAUUUAUGCUGCCAAAGUCCCGGAACGUUGGGCACCGGGAACUUUCGAUAUCUGGUAAUCAACUCUCUUUACUAUGCAAUACUACUUGAGUUCAUCCGCUGAUUUGUGAUUUUAGGGGUUCAUCGCAUCAGCUUUGGCAUGCCGCCGUUUUGGGGGGCAUUUUAUAUCAUUACAUCGCUAUACAGGCUUUCUUUGCUGGAGCCCAACAGAGAGCGGCAGACGGUUGUUCGGUUUAUUAGAAUGUUGCUUUGGGAUCAGGGGUUUGUGUACGUUCGUUCGUUGGUUUUUAUGUGUAUAGAUGGUUUUAUGAUAGUCAUGAUAGGCUCGAUAGGUAAUAGAGAGGAGGUAGAGUGAUUUCGGUUAUCACUUGGUGUUCCACUUGCGC